Hevea brasiliensis (rubber tree) is the source of this 2859-nucleotide messenger RNA. Its product is annotated as AT-rich interactive domain-containing protein 1. Lineage: Eukaryota; Viridiplantae; Streptophyta; Magnoliopsida; Malpighiales; Euphorbiaceae. Gene Ontology annotation, molecular function: DNA binding. The record is from RefSeq and is a predicted model, not a curated record.
CUAUUGAAAGCUUUUUUUUUUUCAAUAGAAACUGUAGAAGGUUUUGAGGCACCAAAGAGGGCACACACAACACAAGGCCAAAGAAGAGAAAGAAAAUACCAAAGAAGGGCAAGGGGGUGGUGAGUCUGAGCCUCAAGCCACCCAAAGGCGAGGGUCUGCAUCUGUUCGAAAAUUCGAAUUAUAGCCCCUUUACUCUUUUUUCUGUCUCUCGCACGUACCCCUCUUUAUAAUUCUGCAACUAAACACAGAGCUUGCGCGCGCUGCCACAAAUUUUAUUCGGCGUUCAAAACCCUAGAUCAGCUUUUUUUCCCGCCAAAAUCCCAUCUUCUACGCUUGACCUAGAUGCUUAAUCGAUUGUGAGGAGAAUGACUCGUUCUUAGUGCUUUGAACUGGGAAAUUAAUGGCAGGGUGGUCGAUGAUUGCUGAUGACAAGUGUGCCUUAGGUUGCUCCAAAAUCCCACUAAAGAAGCUCCGUCCAAAAGGGUUUCUGGUCACUCUUGACUCGUUUUCACAAGUGGCCGGAUUAAAAACCAAGCUUCGUUGCCAGUUUGAUAAUUUUCUAAGAUUUUUCCGGAAAGAAAUAUGUGUCCUGGAUGGUGCAUUCCCUCCUAUGCUUGGAGAUGGACAAUUUGUGGAUUUGUUUAAACUGUUUUUGGUUGAGAAGCUGAAAGUUAGAUAUGAUGGUAUUUCUAAGAAUUGCUUGUGGGAUGUAGUGGCUGAAGAGUCUGGGUCGGGACUGAACCUUGCAUCAUCUAUGAAAUUGAUUUAUUCCAAGCAUUUGAAUGCAUUAGAGAAAUGGUUAGAGAGACUUGUUGAUGAAAAUAAUUCAAAAUCCAAACCUAGUGAUAUCAUCAACUCAAAAACCAAGAGUGAUAGUGACCCAAAUGUGGGUGGGGUUUCGAUGGAAUUAGAGUCUGAGUUUAAGGGGUUAUUGUCAAAUAUAAGCGAUUGGAAAUCUGUACUGAAUGUGAGUGCUGAGGUGGAUUCAAAUGAGGAUGAGAAGUGUAUUGUUGAUGAUGAAGAAUCUGAGCACAUAGAAACUGGAAAGAGUGUUGUUGAUUUUGUGGAAGUUGGGAAAUUAGGCUAUAAUUUGGCAAAGAACAUGGCCAUUGAUUCUUUUUCUGUUGGGAACUAUAAAUGUAAAGAUGUUCAGGAAAACCUGCAAUCCAAUUCAACAAGUGCGCAAGUGUGUAAUGAGGAAGAGGAUGAGGUCAAGAGUGUGGUGGUGGGAAUGGAUGGGAGCAAGAAAGAUGACAAUGGUGAUGAAAAUGAUGUUAUCGUAUUAGAUUCAGAUGCUGUUGAGGGAUUUAUUUCGGGUCGUAAAAGGAAAAGGGAAUCCAUGUGUAGAGUGGUGAACUGGAUUACUGGGAUUGCAAAGAAUCCAUGUGAACCUGUUGUGGGUUCAUUACCAGAGAGGUCGAAGUGGGAGUCUUAUGGGAAUGAGGUAAUGUGGAAGCAGGUUUUGUUGGUUCGUGAAGCAUUGUUUCUAAAAAGACAUGUUGAUUCAAGUGCUGAAAAAUCUACUUGCCAGAAAAAUCGGAAGAUGCACCCAUGCAUGUAUGAUGAUCAAGUUGGAUCCGCUUACAAUUUCAGACAGAGGUUAAAAUGUAGCGAGAAGCUGCUACACGGAAAAGCUGUGUUUCAGGCACAGGUUUGUUCAGAAUUAUCUUCCUCAACCACUGAAACUGACCUGGAGUCUUGCACAAAAGGGAUUUGCGAUGGUGCUUCUUCAACUAAAUAUUCAGUGGUUUACCUUCCUGUUGAAAAGGCAAUUCCCUUAGGCCCUGAUUUUCAGGCUGAAAUACCUGAAUGGACUGGUGUUGUUUCUGGAAGCGACUCAAAGUGGGCUGGGACACGAGUUUGGCCACCAGAAAAAGUAGACAACCGAUUUGUUAUUGAGCGAGAACCUAUUGGUAAGGGAAGGCAAGAUUCGUGUGGGUGUGAAGUGCCAAAAUCUGUAGAAUGUGUCAGAUUUCAUAAUGCUGAGAGAAGGUUGAGGGUGAAGCGUGAAUUGGGGGCAGGUUUCCAUCAUUGGAGGUUUGACAAGAUGGGUGAAGAUGUUAAACUUUCCUGGACAGAAGAAGAAGAGAGAAAGUUUAAGGCUAUAGUGCGGUUAAAUCCCCCAUCUCUUGAUAAGUGUUUCUGGGAUGAGAUAUUCAAAUGCUUUCCUACCAAGGGAAGGGAAGAUCUGGUGGGCUACUACUUCAAUGUAUUUCUUUUGCAGCGCAGAGCACAACAGAAUAGGUUUACUCCAAAUAACAUUGAUAGUGAUGAUGAUGAAUCCGAAUGUGGAUUGGCAACAAAUGGUUCUAGGCGUGAAGCACCCAAGUCACCAGGCUCCCUCUUAUAUUCUGCAAAGAAGCCUCGUAAAAAUGUUAGAUAAUGUCUGAUUUUUGGUGGAGGUAAACUGCAAUGCUGAGAUAUUUAAAGUCUGGCCUUUUUAUUGUCCUUUUACCUUUUUGAUAUUUGGCAAUCUUCUAUCUUCCAUGGCUGUCUUGGCAUAAAGCUCCGAAAAUAUUUUGCACUCUCUUAUUAGCAGAAGUCUUGUGAUUAAAAUUUUGCACCUAAUGAUAAUCCAGUGGAGAGCAUCACUUACAUCCAUUUUGGUGGGAGCAGUAAGCUGGAGGGCUCAAGCAGUUUUAUGUCUCUGAACAUGCUUUUGGUUUAUUUGCUUUCAGUUUCUGAGACAGUUCCUGUUCAUUCAUAUAUGCUUGCGUCACAUGCCUGUAUCUUACUCAUAAAUUCUUUAUUAGAUUUUCUGUGACAUGACUGACUUGAACUGAAGGCCUUGGGAAUAUAAUGAAGAAUCAAUGGGCUAGAGGGAUAUGGAUACAAGAAAACUGGUAUUCUAUGAUUCUA